GGCACUCACAGAACAACUACCGCAGCGUUCGAAGGAUGAAAACUAACUUACCUGUUUGCAAGUUCAACGGAGCUGAAAUAACGAAGGAAAUUGUUUGGGAGAAUUGGCUCCCUCGGAGAAGUUACACAAAGAUUCUCAAAUUACAUAAUGUAGACAAAACGUUGAAAACUGGCACAUUUUCAAUUCCUUGUUCUGAAGUUUUUAGUAGCACACAUCCAGAACACCUAAAGGUAGCUCCUGGUGAAACUGUAUUAGUGCCAAUCACCUUCAGGCCUACAAAGAAGAUGGAAUUCUAUCAUGAAAUGUCACUUCAGUUAUCGGGUAAGACGAUAAAUGUUGCCUUAAAAGGCAUUUUGCCUCACUUCCAUGUGGAACUGCCGAUAAGAGUCGAUUUUGGCUCUGUUGCAGUGUUUACGUCAAAAACGCAGACCUUUACUUUGAGAAACAUGAUGAAGUUGAAGACAAGUUUCAGGUUGAGAACCAUCUUACCGGUUCAUGUCUGUCCCGAUGAAGGACUACUUAACUCUCUCGAAAAGAAAGUGAUUAGGAUUAGUUUCACACCAAAAAUAGCCGGGUCAGUUCAAGUAGACGUUGAAUGUACUUUUGGUGACGAGAGUUGUCAGCAAGUGAAAUAUAUGGGUGUCACAGGAGAAGCGGAACAUGCCAGGAUUUACGUUUAUUCUGAGGAUAAAAAGAAGCUUGAAGAUAUGGGUUCAAAUCUGGCUAUUUCUUUAUCAUUUAACAAGACAUCUCCUGGUUGUUCAUCGUUGAAGCAUGUUUUGGUUGAAAAUUAUUCAGAUGUUGAUGGAUCAAUUAAGAUUGAACCUGUUAGUCGGAAUGCUAGUUUUAUUGGCAAUACAGUUUUUCGGUCAACAUUAUCUGAUAUUAUUAUUCCUGCGCAGUCUAGCUCACGUAUCGGUUUUACGUAUACUCCAAGAACACCAAAUGCAUAUGAUAUUGGCUAUUUUAAAAUUUGUCAAUUGAAUGGUUACAGUGAGACACUUAUAAAAUGUGUAGGAGAUUCAACAGAUAUCAACGUCCAACUUUCAACGAAUUACUGUACAUUUCCAAUAACUCAAAUUGAUGAGUUAAAAAAUCAAGUUGUUUACAUAUCAAACCAUACUGACCAUCCAACAUUGUAUGAAAUGAAAACUGGUCAUACACAUAUCUAUAUAAAUGAGAAUAAUGAAAAGUGCCAACUCAUUUCCACUGUAUUUCCACUACUUAAAGGUUCACAGAAUGGCAUAAUAAAUCCUAGAGAAACAAUCAGACUUGUAAUUGGAUUUAAUCCACAUGUGACUGGUCACUUUUAUCGUCGAUUUGUUUUGUUGGUGUGUAAUCAGGAACCGCAGUUUUUACAUUUACUUGGCACUUGUCAUGAUUUGACUGAACGACCUCAUCAUCUGACAGUGAAACAUUUAGCCAAUCUGAAUUUAUAUGCUGACAAAUCGAACAAUGGAAUAGAUUCACUUGAAAAAUCCAAUGAGUGGGAGAAAAACAAACUAAAUGGCUAUGAAAACUACGCUGAAAUGAUGCAGCCACCAGAAAUCUUGCUGAAUCCUCCUUCAUUAUCCCUUAAUCAUACAAAUUGGGAUUUUACGUCAAAUUCAAGCUUACUGGCUGAAGCAACCUCAUGCGCAGAAAAGUUGGACAAAGCUAUCAGUCAAGGUUUAGAAAUAAAUUUUGACAACUUAGCAAUUCGAAAUAUCCUGAUUGUACAGAACCACACUAAUGAUGUGAUGAUAAUUAACUGGUCACCAAUUAGGCAUUUAAAUUUACCACUGAAAACAAGUCAGGCCAAUUUAAACAAGCAUAUAAUAGAAAGAGUCUGCUGCUUCAGAAUUGAACCAAUAUCAAAAGAAUUAGCACCCAACAGUUCAACAGAAUUUACUAUUUUGUUUACACCGUCCAAUAUUUGUCAAUAUUAUCAUCAAGAAUUUGAAGGAUUUGCUAUGUACAAAAAACAACAAGAUGGUGCUUUAAUUGAUUCAAAAUUAAUAAAACCAUCACAUUGUUUAUUAGUUAACUGUUAUGGUCAUACAUUCCCCAACAGUAAACAGUCAUUUACUCCUUCCUAUGAAAUUAGUAAACCAAAAGUUACAUUUGAUUCGAUCGAAUACUGUGAAAGUAAAUUUGAGUCUGUUUCUAUCUACAAUAAAAGUGAAUAUCCAUUGUUCUUACAACACAGUGAAUGCUUAGGAUUUUUAAAUGAUGAAACCUUAAACAAGAGUAUACUAAAUAUAAGUUUAAUUCCUUCAAUGUGUCUAAUCGCUCCAAAUUCAUACAAAGUCAUUGUUUUCCAUUGUGAGUUAUAUUUACCACUUACUGAGGUUAAAGAAAAACUGGCAAUUCGAGAGGAUGAAAUUAAACUUAAAGGGUUACAGGUCGUAUCGAUGAAUAAAAGACCAGAAUAUGAAUGGAAAAUUCCUGUCGAAGUAAACUUGACCACGCCCAUGAUCACAUUAGAUAGUAAUGGAGAACUUUAUUUCAUACCAACCCAUGUUGGCUCCCAAACCCAAAAACUGUUUAACAUAACUAAUACUUCACCGUAUGAAAUUGAAUUCUGUUGGGAGAUUAAUUCAGAUGAUCAAACUGAGCUAGAAGUCAAUCCAAACAAAGGCAUUUUAUUACCGUAUGAAAUACAAUCACAAAUUUGGUUAUUCCAUCCGAAACAAAUAGCUAAUCGUAUCUUCAAGCCGCGCCUUAUCUACUGUCGAUCAAACAACUCGAAACAAUCUAUUCAACAUAUAUCCAAAAGGUAUUCACAUGAAGUGAAACAACACAGCUUACGUGUAAUUACCAUGUCUGAUAAAGUUCAGCUGUUUACAGAUCCGGAGACAAUAACUUGCCAACCAAUGUUAGUGAACACUUCAACAAGGCAUAAAGUCAAUUUUCAUAAUCUUAGUUUGGUAUCUACUAAUUUCUGUUCAGUAAUUAAACCACUUACAAAUGUAGAGGAAAACGAGUUAAAACUGGAUGAAUUUAUAACUAUUGAAUCUUCUGACAAUUGGAUAAGUGGACAUUCCACAAAAUCCAUUACAAUUCAUAUCUGUCCUAAAUCAAGAGGAAAUUUUUGUUUUCAAUUAUUUUAUCGUUUGUAUACUGCAGAGAAGAGUAGCAGUCAGAAGAAAUCAUAUGGUAAUGGAGAAAUGGAAAUAAAACCAGAUACUCAACGUAAAUACCUAACCGAUGAUAUAUUAGCUGUGACAAUAUUUGUUGAAGCUGUUUACCCUACUCUACGAAUUACUGAUAUCCAUGGAUCAGGUAGUUUGAACAGUAUCAGCCCUGUUGAAUUGUGGAGAGAUUUGGAUAUAGACAGUCUAAAUGCCAGUUUGGAAACUGAUCCUACAGAAAACGAAUUAAGAGACACAAUCAAUACUCGUCCACUGUAUCGAGAUCAUCCAAAUUCAGUAAACACUCGUGGACCAGAGUUUAGUAUGCUCAUUGGAACAUCAACGGUUAUUAAAAACGGUGAAGUGAAUAACUCUAAGGCAUUAUUAUGCCUACUUAUUGAAAACUCAGGUCUAGUAGAUGUAGAAUUCGCCUUUUUAUUUCCUGAAGAUUUACUCAUUGAACUACCUUCGUGGGCUGAAAGUGGACAUUAUGAAGCUAUAGAACUUCAACAUAUGCAUAUUGAAAAUCAUUCACUGUUUGAUAUUCAUCCAAAACGAACUUUAUUAAAACCUGGAGAAUACUGUGAAGUUAUGAUUACAUAUAAUCAUAAUUUGGCUGGUUGUCAUCAGUUGCCGGUACUUUUAAAAAUCAAUGGUGGUCGAGAAAUCAAGUUAAAUAUGAUUGGAAUUACUCUGCCUUUAAAUCAGCCAUAUCUACAGCUUACAGAUCGUAAAUAUGUAUUUACACCGACUCCGGUUGGUUUAGGCGACUUUCGUCUUGGUUAUCUGUUCCAAAUGAAGCUAAGAAAUCCUAGUUCAAGAUGUUUGCAUUUUCGUGUUAGUCAUCUUGAAUGGAUACCUGAGAGUAAGAUGAGUAUAGAGGUGAUGAAACGAGAAACUGAUGAAAAGUACCUUGAAUACGGUUUACCAAUAUUGUAUUGUGUACAAGAUCAAGGAUUGAUAAAAUCAAAUGGAUUGUUUACAUUGAACUGGAGAUUUCGUCCUAUUGAAGCGAAAACUUACACUGCAUAUUGUUUCAUUCAAAUUAUGGAUGCUGAGGAAACACCCGAGAAUACUGAUCAACCAGUCUAUUCAGAUACUAUAUUAUUAGAAUUGAUAGCUAUCGGUUAUGAUCCAAAACAAUUUGGACCAAAAGAAGUAUUGGCUAAUCCACAACGCGUUCGAAUUCCAACUGCCAUAGAGAAUCAUAUAAUCCCUACUGACCGAAAUUUCAAGUUAUUGGAUAAACCCAAUGAUGACAACUUAACGCUUCGAGAUAUUCCUCCACUUUCACGUAGAAUCAAAUGUCCUAUUGAUUCAUGGGUCAGCCUAUCGCAUCACCUACUUGAAUUGCAUCGCAUUGUUCUAGGGACACGAUGUAGACGGUUGAUUCAUAUGACGAAUAGAUCUGGUUCUGAUAAUGAUGUGAAUCAUUUACCUGUCAGUAAUCGUUCUACUUACCGAUUUCGAUGGUUUGCGGAAUUAGCAGAAGAAAUGGAGAAUGUUACCGUAACUCCGAAAUUGGGCAGAAUUAAACCUGGUAAAACGAUACAGGUUCUAAUCACCUAUACGGCUAGUGGACUACCACGUUUUACAGAGAUAAACUUAGUAUGUGAAAUAACUAAAAAGAAGGCGAAUACGGUGAAUCUAUCAUCUGAAUCAAGUGAAAUGGAUAUGGAGAAAUUUUGUCAAAAAUGGCCAAAACCAACACGUAACAAACCAGUCUACAUUUAUCUAACAAUAAGUGCUGAAGUUAUCAAUGAAGACGCAGCAAAAGCUUUUGGAAUGAAUAAUGAAGAGAACACUUCAUUUACCGAUUAUACACUUUUCUUAAAUUCUGCUCAUUCAGCAGCAAAAGCAAUAAAUCUAACCAGGGUACAAGAUGGUAUCUGGAAGUUACAUCAACAAUUGUUUAUUGACCUAAUGACAUCUUUGAUCGCCGAUUUAAUAUACAAUGAAGAAUUUGUACAAACAAUUCAGAGAGUGGUAAUACCACCUGAAAAUGUGAUCACUAACUCAGAAAUACGUAAUGACGAAGACACCGAUGAUCCAGUCCCAUUGUGGACACAAAUAAAAGAUGGCAGUUGGAAGAUAAAUGAGCCAGGACAAAAUGAUUCAACUAGUAAUAUACCAAGUGUUAAUCAAGAGACACUUCACUUACAAGACUGGAUACCUGAAAUUGUCAAAGAGAUGAACAAUAAACAAGAUAUGAGAAGCGUUUAUGAAGAAACUGCAGACAACAUGUGCAUACAGAAUCCAGUAUUUCAAUCACUGGUUGAAGAUGUCCUGGCUGGAAUGCUGCGUAAUAUUACCGACGAAGUCAAUGAGCACGAAUAUGAAAUAACCACAAAACCUAGAGUAAUCGCCUUACCGCCACGAAACAGAAUCGAAGAUAAGUAAGCUACAACAAAAUGAAAUUCAGGAAUAUUUAGACAUUUUUUAUAGUAAGAUUUUUAACUGCUUCAAAUUGUUUGAAUAAACACACACGUGAUUAACAUUCUGAGUAUUCUAUUAUUUUGAAAAACUUGAAAAUAAAUCAAAUCUACAUUGUACUUU
Messenger RNA from Heterobilharzia americana, 5669 nucleotides. The record is from the annotation of a GenBank genome assembly. NCBI's taxonomy places the organism in Eukaryota, Metazoa, Platyhelminthes, Trematoda, Strigeidida, Schistosomatidae.